Molecule: messenger RNA, 2358 nt
Organism: Schistocerca piceifrons (Central American locust)
Lineage: Eukaryota; Metazoa; Arthropoda; Insecta; Orthoptera; Acrididae
Product: proline-rich extensin-like protein EPR1
Exons: 4
Coding region: 1-2358 (785 amino acids)
Source: RefSeq, a predicted model, not a curated record
AUGGGCUUGGUCCUGACGUCUGAAGAAAAUGGACCUCCUAGAAUCAGUGUCGCACCAGGAGGGGGGACUCCCCUCAGGACUCCCCUCAAGACUCCCCUCAAGACUCCCCUCAAGACUCCCCUCAAGACUCCCCUCAAGACUCCCCUCAAGACUCCCCUCAAGACUCCCCUCAAGACUCCCCUCAAGACUCCCCUCAAGACUCCCCUCAAGACUCCCCUCAAGACUCCCCUCAAGACUCCCCUCAAGACUCCCCUCAAGACUCCCCUCAAGACUCCCCUCAAGACUCCCCUCAAGACUCCCCUCAAGACUCCCCUCAAGACUCCCCUCAAGACUCCCCUCAAGACUCCCCUCAAGACUCCCCUCAAGACUCCCCUCAAGACUCCCCUCAAGACUCCCCUCAAGACUCCCCUCAAGACUCCCCUCAAGACUCCCCUCAAGACUCCCCUCAAGACUCCCCUCAAGACUCCCCUCAAGACUCCCCUCAAGACUCCCCUCAAGACUCCCCUCAAGACUCCCCUCAAGACUCCCCUCAAGACUCCCCUCAAGACUCCCCUCAAGACUCCCCUCAAGACUCCCCUCAAGACUCCCCUCAAGACUCCCCUCAAGACUCCCCUCAAGACUCCCCUCAAGACUCCCCUCAAGACUCCCCUCAAGACUCCCCUCAAGACUCCCCUCAAGACUCCCCUCAAGACUCCCCUCAAGACUCCCCUCAAGACUCCCCUCAAGACUCCCCUCAAGACUCCCCUCAAGACUCCCCUCAAGACUCCCCUCAAGACUCCCCUCAAGACUCCCCUCAAGACUCCCCUCAAGACUCCCCUCAAGACUCCCCUCAAGACUCCCCUCAAGACUCCCCUCAAGACUCCCCUCAAGACUCCCCUCAAGACUCCCCUCAAGACUCCCCUCAAGACUCCCCUCAAGACUCCCCUCAAGACUCCCCUCAAGACUCCCCUCAAGACUCCCCUCAAGACUCCCCUCAAGACUCCCCUCAAGACUCCCCUCAAGACUCCCCUCAAGACUCCCCUCAAGACUCCCCUCAAGACUCCCCUCAAGACUCCCCUCAAGACUCCCCUCAAGACUCCCCUCAAGACUCCCCUCAAGACUCCCCUCAAGACUCCCCUCAAGACUCCCCUCAAGACUCCCCUCAAGACUCCCCUCAAGACUCCCCUCAAGACUCCCCUCAAGACUCCCCUCAAGACUCCCCUCAAGACUCCCCUCAAGACUCCCCUCAAGACUCCCCUCAAGACUCCCCUCAAGACUCCCCUCAAGACUCCCCUCAAGACUCCCCUCAAGACUCCCCUCAAGACUCCCCUCAAGACUCCCCUCAAGACUCCCCUCAAGACUCCCCUCAAGACUCCCCUCAAGACUCCCCUCAAGACUCCCCUCAAGACUCCCCUCAAGACUCCCCUCAAGACUCCCCUCAAGACUCCCCUCAAGACUCCCCUCAAGACUCCCCUCAAGACUCCCCUCAAGACUCCCCUCAAGACUCCCCUCAAGACUCCCCUCAAGACUCCCCUCAAGACUCCCCUCAAGACUCCCCUCAAGACUCCCCUCAAGACUCCCCUCAAGACUCCCCUCAAGACUCCCCUCAAGACUCCCCUCAAGACUCCCCUCAAGACUCCCCUCAAGACUCCCCUCAAGACUCCCCUCAAGACUCCCCUCAAGACUCCCCUCAAGACUCCCCUCAAGACUCCCCUCAAGACUCCCCUCAAGACUCCCCUCAAGACUCCCCUCAAGACUCCCCUCAAGACUCCCCUCAAGACUCCCCUCAAGACUCCCCUCAAGACUCCCCUCAAGACUCCCCUCAAGACUCCCCUCAAGACUCCCCUCAAGACUCCCCUCAAGACUCCCCUCAAGACUCCCCUCAAGACUCCCCUCAAGACUCCCCUCAAGACUCCCCUCAAGACUCCCCUCAAGACUCCCCUCAAGACUCCCCUCAAGACUCCCCUCAAGACUCCCCUCAAGACUCCCCUCAAGACUCCCCUCAAGACUCCCCUCAAGACUCCCCUCAAGACUCCCCUCAAGACUCCCCUCAAGACUCCCCUCAAGACUCCCCUCAAGACUCCCCUCAAGACUCCCCUCAAGACUCCCCUCAGGACUCCCCUCAGGACUCCCCUCAGGACUCCCCUCAGGACUCCCCUCAUGGAGUCAUCUGCACACAACCUCUUCCGCGACAUCGACGGCGUCAUCCAGAAUAUCAAGAAGAAGCUCGACACGAUGCAGCAAAUCCCUCAGUUCACAGUGCCACAGAUUCCUACAUCAAAUACCGACUUCGUCCACGACAUUAUGUUUCCAACUGCACCGUGUGUACCGGCAGUUCCUGGAUAUUGCCUCACACAACCAGCCCGCAGGACACGCUAA